Messenger RNA from Brassica napus (rape), 3369 nucleotides. RefSeq lists its product as uncharacterized. Gene Ontology annotation, molecular function: nucleic acid binding; zinc ion binding. Bases 1 to 3369 code for a protein of 1122 amino acids. Lineage: Eukaryota; Viridiplantae; Streptophyta; Magnoliopsida; Brassicales; Brassicaceae. The record is from RefSeq and is a predicted model, not a curated record. The transcript has 3 exons. Gene Ontology annotation, biological process: DNA integration.
AUGAAAGAACUCCUACACACUCACAAGCUUAUUAUGCUUGACAGUACCAACUUCGGUCACUGGAAGGUGAGGAUGCAACACAUCAUCAGAGGAGUUGAUGAAGAUGCUUGGACGUCUGUAGAAGAUGGUUGGAGUGCGCCUACUGUCAUCAUGGAAGAUAAGACUGUCGGUCCAAAACCUAAAGAUCAGUGGACUGAUGGUGAGAAGAAAGCAUCAAAAUUCAAUUCCAAAGCCUUGACUGUCAUAUUCUCAUCAGUGGACGUUGAGCAAUUCAAGAUCAUACAAGGAUGUGAAUCUGCCAAGCAAGCAUGGGAUACACUCAUUAAUCACUUUGAGGGAAACAUUAGUGUGAGAAGAACUCGUCUUGAUCAUCUUGCCUCCAAGUUUGAAAACCUGAGAAUGAGUGACGAUGAGCCAAUUGAUGGAUUCAUAUGCAAGAUCAGUGAACUGGCAAGUGAAGCGUCUGUCCUUGGAAAGAAGUAUGAAGAAAAGGAUCUGAAGAGCAUUGCUUUCACAGCCGAGUCUAAUGAUGAUGGUCGAGUUACUAAGAUUGAAGAAAACCUGAGUCUAAUGGCACGAAGCUUCAACAAGUUUGUCAAGCGUAUGGAGAAAGGUGGUGGUAGAUUCAAUGGACGCUACCAAAAGGAUGAUUAUGAAAGGAGUAGCUCUCAACACUCAAAGCAUGAUUCUAGCAAGAACACAAAGAAGUGUCAUGAGUGUGAAGGUUACGGGCACUUCAGGAGCGAGUGUCCCCUUGCUAAGAGAAAAGAGCAAAAAUGUAUUGAGUGUAAAGGAAUUGGGCAUACACGCAGUGAGUGUCCUAGCAUUCUCAAGAAAGAGAAGUCUUUCAUGUGUUUCAGUGACACUGAAUCUGAAGGCGAGAAUGAUGAAGGUGAGCUGCAUCUAAACUUCAUGGCGUUGAUUGGUCAAGAAAGUGGAAAAGAUACUGAUGUUGACAGCGAGGAUGACGGUGAUCUUGAGCAAGAUCUUGAAGCUGAGUACAAGUCCCUCUUCAAUAAGUUCUCUGAUCUCAGCCAUGAAAACCUUGCAUUGCUCAAAGAGACUGCAAUGCUGAAAGCUCAGGUUAACAUACUGGAACUUGAUCAGCCUUCUAUCAAGACGAAGGAGUACUCGAUUAACAUAGAAUCAGAUCAAGAAAUACUUGCACUCAAGAGAGCUAUGACAGAGCAGGAACGAGUUCGUAAGGAAGCUGAAGCUCACGUGCAAAGGCUAAGUGACCUCUUGGCUAUGGAGAUCGAUCGAAGCAGACUACUCGAGAGUCAACUUACUAAAAAUCACAAGAAGGUUCGAAUGUUGCCAGCUGGUACUGCAUCUCUUGAUCACAUACUGACAUUGGGACAGUGUCCAAGUCUCAGCAUUGGCUUGGGAUACAAGGGAUCCACCUCCACAUCUACAGAAACAAAAUUUGUGAAGGAAGCUCCUAAGGAAGAAAAGAAACCUGAAGAGAAACGAGCUCAUGUUGAAAGAAACAAGGAUGUUCUUCCCAAACAAAGAAGACGUGGAAACGGUUGUCACUUCUGUGGAAAACGAGGACACAAUGUUAGGUUCUGUUAUUUUCGAAGACAUCAGUAUGAGAGAGCAUGGAGGUUGAACCUGUGCUUCACCGAACCAACUGCUUACGGUUGUGUAUGGAUAGCCAAACGUGAUUUGUAUCCGAACUUCAAAGAGAAUACUCAUUCUAAGAUAAACAUCAGUUCUGUUAAGUCACACUCUGAAGCUGAACAUGAUCUAGUUUGCAACCUGGUACGAGUGCAAGUAGACACAGAGAUCGUGAAUAAUGUUGCUUAUACCUCUGCUGAAGAAGCAUCACAAGCGCAACUUCCAUGGUAUUUUGAUAGUGGUUGCUCAAAGCAUAUGACUGGAAAUGAAGACUACCUUGAGAAACUCGAACUCAUCAGAGGUGGAAAAGUUACUUUUGGAGAUGGUGGACAAGGCAAAAUCCGUGCAAUUGGAAUAACCUCCAGACCUGAUGUGCCUAAACUCUCAAAUGUUUACUUUGUUGAGGGUCUUAAGGCAAAUCUGAUCAGUGUGAGUCAACUUUGUGAUGAGGGAUUAGAGGUUAUCUUCAACAGCAAGGAAUGUCGUGCCGUUGACGCAAGAAACAAUGUCGUGCUAAGGGCUGCUGAAUCCAAACUUGAUCUCUGGCACAAGAAACUGGGUCACAUGAACACAAAUGGACUCUUCAGACUCGUAAAUGCUGAAGUAGUAAGAGGUGUCCCUGAUUUGGAGAAACAAACAGAGACAGUAUGUGGAGCAUGCUGUCAAGGAAAGCAAGUCAAGGUACAACACAAACAAAUUUCAGAGAUCAGAUCUACACGGAUAUUGGAACUGGUUCAUAUGGAUCUCAUGGGUCCUAUAACUCCUGAAAGCAUUGCGGGUAAACGAUACAUUUUUGUAUUGGUCGAUGAUUUUUCCAGGUAUACAUGGGUGGACUUCUUACGCAACAAGUCUGAUGCCCUUGAGAGUUUCAGAAUCCUUGCUCUUCAGCUCAAACAGGAUAAAGGAGGAAUCAUUCAGAUCAAGAGCGAUCAUGGCGGUGAGUUUCAGAAUGAGCAGUUUGACAAGUUCUGUCACAGUCAAUGUAUCCGUCAUCAGUAUGUCGCUCCAAGAACUCCUCAACAAAAUGGGGUUGUGGAAAGAAAGAAUAGAACUUUGCAAGAAAUGGCUAGAGCAAUGCUGUGUGGAAACAGUGUUCCAUCUGGGUUCUGGGCGGAAGCAAUCAACACUGCGUGCUAUGUGAUAAAUCGGGUCUAUGUCAAGCCAAAGACCAAGACUGCUCCCUAUGAAAUUCUCAAAGGUAAAACACCGAACCUGAGUCACAUGCAUGUGUUUGGAUGCUUGUGCUACAUUCUGAAUGACAAAGAACAUCUGGGAAAGUUUGAAGCAAGAAGUGACGUAGGGAUGUUUCUGGGAUACUCAGUGAACAGUUCAGCCUACCGUGUGUUUAAUCAGCGUACAAAGUUUGUAGGCGACAAUGUUAACGUAGUCUUUGACGAUAGCAUUGGAUUCUAUGAGGCUCGUGUAACACAGACAAUAGACGGUGUCACGCCAAGUUCCUCAAGACAAGCUGAGAAUGAAGCUGAGAAUGAAGUGAAAGAGGAGUCUGAAGAAGACGAUGAACCUGAGAUGACCAAGGUCGAUCUUGAUCAAGGAAAAGUACACAAAAACCACUCCUCUUCAGACGUGAUUGGCGGACUGUUUGAUGAAAGAGUUACAAGAAAGAAACAAAUCGACUUCAAAGAGAUGUUAAAGUUGGUGUGUUUCGUGGUGAAGAUGAAUGAAGUGGAAUGCUUUGUGUCACGUAUUGAGCCUAAGAACAUUCAGGAGGCAUUGGAUGAUGAAUUCUGA